Molecule: messenger RNA, 2724 nt
Organism: Penicillium maclennaniae
Lineage: Eukaryota; Fungi; Ascomycota; Eurotiomycetes; Eurotiales; Aspergillaceae
Product: SANT/Myb-like DNA-binding domain-containing protein
Exons: 4
Coding region: 1-2724 (907 amino acids)
Biological process (GO): regulation of transcription by RNA polymerase II
Cellular component (GO): Set3 complex
Source: RefSeq, a predicted model, not a curated record
AUGGCGCACCCCAAGAAAUGGGGUAAAAUCGCCGAGUCUUUGCCCGGUCGUACUUUCAAGCAGUGUAUCAUCCACUACUAUCUCACCAAGGAAGAGAUAAAGUACAAAGCGAAACUCAACAAGCGAUGGAGCCGUCGCGGUAGAGGGAAACAGAAGUCCACCCGGCCCAAAUCCAAUGCCCUCAUUGCGGACCUGGGUGUAGUCAAGCCGGAUUUCGAUGGCGAGGAGGAGCCUGCUCCUGUGACCGACACUGGACGUCCACGACGCGCAGCAGCGCCGACUUUUGGCGAUUAUAAUGAGCCCGAAGUUUCUGCCUCCGGGCGCCGAGGCCAGAUCAGCAAGGAUGGCGAGCUCAUUGAGAAACCUGCAUCCAGGCGCGGUGGUCGAACGGCCGGAGGCACUCGGGGCCCACGCCGUGGAAAGACUACUCAGCCAGAUCAGAAAUCACAGGGACCAACUCCGCAAAUGGAGACUAUCGUGCCCCAGGACCGAGAACUCAUUGAAAAGGAACUCAACCCGCAAAUGCCGCGUUCAAGGACUGUACGGGGAAGAGCUAAGGAGGGUAUGUACGUCUUCGAUACAACUGAAGCGGACACUAUAAUGCCAGCGAAAUCAAUGGAGACUGGAUACGGCGGUAUGCAACCGACCAGUUACUGGUCUGUACCGGAACAACGAGACUUUCCCCGUUUGCUGGCACAUUUUGGACGGGACUUCGAGGGUAUCUCAAACUUUAUGAAGACCAAGACAACGGUCAUGGUGAAAAAUUACUACCAGCGCCGGCUCGAUUCGGGGCAGAAAGACUUUGAGGAAACUCUUCUGAUUGCCGAGGAUAAGAAAGCCCGUGGCGAGCCAACUGGUGCUUUGCCUGUGCCUACUUCUGCACCCAAACGCCGGUAUGAGGCCACACCAUCAGCCAUUGUUCCUCGUCCUCUUGCUCCUCAUGGGGAAUUAAUGACUGAGGCUGAUGAGGCACGGUUUUCGUCGAAGGGCAAGCCUCUCGCCAUGUCACCUCAGCCUAUGCCUCUUCAUGCCCGACCGAUAUCUGACAGCGAAAGGGGCUCGAGCCGCUACCCAGCGCUUGCACAAGCGUCCAACGCUGGUCAAGUGUCGGGCGUAACCUCUACUCUUGGCGAGGAUGCUUCACGAGCGAUGCGCAAUCAGCCUGGGCCAGCCCAUCGCAUACAAGGACCGCGUCUUGGGUACUUCACCGAAGACCGCCGGGAUUCAAUGAUGGGCCACUCGAAUCCUCGAGCUCCGGACAUGCAAAUCCUGUCACGACAAAACCCCGGAGCACCUAUACCAUCAGACUUGGCCCGCAUGGAUCCUCUAUCCGCGCAGGGCUACAUGUCUACCCAGCCUCCGCCGUCGCUUCAUCCUUCGUCGCAUUCACGCCACCCGAGUCAGACUCAAGCCCCAGGAUCACCAACACCACUUGCUCGGCCCGAGCUCGAUUUCUCUACUAUUCACCGUGACCCCUUCGGUCAGAGACAAUACUACCAGCUCCCCGGCCAGUCAGUUGGACUCGCUCAAUCACCACGACCUAUUCUAUCUCCUGUCAAAGACGCUCCUCGCCCGAGCGUUACACCGAUUCCUGAGCCAACCUCUCGCCAGGUUCCCGCGAAGCGCUCCAAUAUCAUGAGUAUUCUCAAUGAUGAGCCAGAGGAUCCCCAGCCACGAAAGCGAGUCGCUAGUGAACAGACAACUUCUGCCCCUGUGUCUAGCUCGUCUAUAUCGAGAUCGGCCUACCAGAACGCUGGCUCUACUCGCCCUGAUGAGGCGCUCAUUUCAGGUGCUGGGCCAAAGCCAUCGAGCUAUUCUCAACAGAGCCAAUAUGCAACACCUUCGCGUGGUUAUCCAGAAUACUCGAAUUACGGACCUCCGCCAGGGGGCUCAGGGACACCAGCGAACAACGAUUGGAUGGCACGCCCCCGCCGCCAAGUGGCCGUGGAUCGACAUCCAUGGCUUCCCAGAGCUCCUUCUCGCCGUACACGUCGGGUCCGACGCAACCGUCAGGUUCAUUGGGCAGCAUCUCCGCUCCCUCACCCGCCCCAACACCGCCCCCAGCUUCCCAACGUUCCUCUUACCCCCCAUGUCUUCUCGCAGCCGACUCCUGCACCCUCUGGGUCUCGUGAAGCACCGUCUCAGUCAUCUGUAUAUCGCCCCAGUUCUCCCCCAUCACGGGCCAGCAGUGUGGCUUUUGGCUCCCGACAGGAACAAUCGACGCCUGCUCAGUCCUCGGCCAGCCUAUUUGGCCUCACACCCCGCCAGCCUGCCUCUCAGUCCUCUUAUGCCCCAGUCGCGUCAUCCACUCCUGCUUCGUCACAAGCGCACAACCAGAGCUAUCAGCAACACGUGCAGACCUUGGUCAGUGUCUCACACCAAUCGCACCGCACGACCCCUGUCGGCCUGACUGGCGGGCCUCCUCAGUACGGACAUAGUACUCCUCCACCCCAGGCACAGGGCGGCCGAUCAAUGCCGUCACUCGCGACUCUCGGUCGCUCAUACACUCCACCAGCAGCCAUGCAUCCUCCCGGCAGCGGAAUGGGCUAUGCGCCACCCCCACCGGCGACAUCAGGCCCGAUUCCGCCCCUUCAACGGCCAUCCGGUCAAGGCUCGCUGGGUGAGCCUCCUUCGGCGCCGACGCAUCAUCGUGUCUACAGCCAAGGAUCGUCACAAAGUGGAAUGCCGGGGCCGUUGCAUCCAGCUUCGCAGCCGCCUCGCUAA